AGUGUGAGGACAGUGAUGGAGACAGAGAGAGGACAGAGGGAACAGUGAGACGGAGCGGACCGGCGGCUCGCUUUGAUCUCAGCGCUGCGGGUGUUACAGGGCGGGAACGGGAGACGGACAUGAGAUAAUCAUACACAUUACUCAGGACUAUUUUCCCGCAUUACGGUGUGUGUGUGUGUGUGUGUGUGCGUGUGUACCAUGGUGGACUCGGUGCCGGAGAUCAGGCCGCUGGAGCGCUACGAGCCGAACCGAGCCCGAACCCGGUCCAGUCUGCGCUGGCUCCUGACCAAGGCGUUCGGAUCCUCAGGUGAUGUUCCAGCAGAUCUGAGUGACUCUAUACCUGGUGAUCAGGAUGGUGAUGCUGUGGGCGUGGCUCUGGAGCGCCACCUGCUGUCCUGUGAGCUGUACUCUCAGGCAUAUCAGUCUCUCUUGCCGCGGCACACACACUCGCAGACACACUCGCACGGAGACCUGCUGCAAAUCCUCCAGCAGCACAGCGUGUCACCAGUACACACUCACACACACACACUGGUCACGGACACCGAGCUGACAAGCAACCCCAUCAACAUGGGAGCUCAUUUGGCCCUGAUCGAUUCCCUGAUGUCAUUGGCUGCCAUGGAGACGGUGGGCGUGGUCAAGAUGGCCAAGGAAGCGGAGCAGUUUGGGGAUGGAACCAGCUGGGAAAACUCGCUCCUCUUCUGGAUCAAUAAGUUGAAUCACAAGUUGAGAGAGACCACAGAGUCAGAAGAUGGACAGAAGACACAGCGAAGCACUGAUCUCCAACCUGUUCAACCAUCUUGUCCAUCACGCUGGUACUGGAAGCUGGUUCCACAUGCCAUCGCUUUUUGUUUGAAGGAGUCGGGAAAAAAACCUCCUGUGAUCCGCUACAGGAAGGACAAGGUGCAGUCCAAACAGACUCCCACUUUUUCAGUCGUGUCCGGAGUGAAAGAUCUGUCCAACGGCUGUGCCAUUGCUGCCACCAUACACUUCUACUGUCCCCAGAUUUUGGCCCUAGAGGAGGUUUGUUUGAAGGACACCAUGUCAGUAGCAGACAGCUUGUAUAAUCUACAGUUGAUCAGAGAGUUUUGCAAUGACCAUCUGCAAGGCUGCUGCCCCCUGCUGUUGGAAGACCUACUAUAUGCCCCACCCAUACUACGGAUCAAUAUCAUGUGCUUCUUGGCUGAGCUCCUGGCUGUGUUUGAAGUGAAGAAACCAGAUAUCGUCAAGCCCGUGCACACUCUUGACCUGACAGAUGCCUCAGGUUUGGAGGACUGCACCAGCCCUAUCAAUGGCAAUGGUGGAUCGCCAUUCCUGCUUAAGCAGCCCUUCUUAUCAUUGUCAUCCCCUGUAUCUUCUGGUGGAGGAACAGAGGACCGAGGCUGGGCUAAAAAACAGCUCAGUCGUCCUCUCUCUGCUGUGGCUUUUAGCAUACCUUUUCCUCUGGACAGUGACGUGGACGUUGUCAUGGGUAAUCCUCUGUUCCGCUCAGCUAGCACUGACAGUCUGACAAUGGCAACAAACUCUGCUUUGUACACUCCUCCUGAGGAUCUGAGUAAGCUGAUUGGCCAGGCACCACUAGGGGAGUUGCCUGCCAUUGAGGAGGCACUGCAAGUCAUUCACACAGUGAAAAAUGAACCGCGACAGCGUCCAGAAGGGGCCCCGGCAGGUUUUUAUCUCCACUCCCCCGAUAAUGAUAAGACUAGACUUAGUAGCUCUGCCCCAUGCCGUUCUGGAAUGAUGUACAGACCAAUCGGCAGGGAAGGAAUUAGUGCCAGAAGGCCGACAGGUUGUUCCGGAGAUUUUGAAACUCCAGAAGAUCCUGGAACACCCACCAAUGGACCUAGAGGAGGCCAAAUGACAAGUUUUGCUAAGCGCAGAAAAAGGCUUCCGGAGUCUCCAGGGGCUACCAGGGUUCUAGGAUCAGAAGAACCCUCAAGCCCAGGAAUGAUAAGCCCUGCUGGAACAGUGGAGGCUCAGGAACUAGGGGCACAACUGGAGGAAAAACGAAAAGCCAUUGAAUUACAGAAAAGGCGCAUCGAGGCGAUUUUUACCAAACAAAGACAGAGACUUGGUAAGAGCGCCUUCCUUCAACUGCAACGGCAACAAGGGGAAGGUGGGAAUGCGGUCAAAGAGGUGGCAGAUUCACUAAGUCUAGAUGAAAGGCUGACUCAAAUGGAGGAAGCACUGCAAAAGGAAGAAGAGCAGGAGAAAGAGGAUGAAAAGAGAAAGAAAGAGAAGAAAAAAGAGGAGGAAACAGUAGAGAAGAAUGGACAACAAGAUGCUAUAGCGCCACCCAAACUGGAGAAACAGGUGACAUUCUCGGUUGAGCCAAAAAAGGUACCAGAGAAAGAGCCACCAUUGGUAGAAUACAACGAAGCUGUGUCCAAGCUAACCACUGCCCUGCAGGCCCUACAGAAGGACAUGCAGCGUCUCACGGAACAGCAGCAGAAGCUGAUGGGAAAGAAAUCAUCUGCACCUUCAUCCUCCAAAACAACACCAUCUAAAUCCACCUCAUCUCCAAGCAAAGCAUGGGUAAUACCAGCAAGUCCAAAAAUCUCAGCCACACCCCCUCGUCUUUCACGUGAGUCUACGCGUGAGCUUUCACCCUCAGGGUCACCAUCACGUCAAAGUGACCUUAAAUCACCCAAAACAUCCAAACCCUCCACUCGUAAACUUUGCAACAAUUCCACCCCCCCAAGGAGCCCCAAAAGGCAACACUCCACCCGUCCGUCUGACCUCAGUUUCCAGCCCCUCACACGCAUCCUCUCACCACAACAGAAUGUUGAUACUCUACCCCACCUUCGCCGUGUCUCUCCCAGUCAGUGUCAGGUGCAGACCAACUCCUCCCUUCGAAUUGGAGGUCCACCCACACCCCAGGAGCCUGAAGCGCAACUCCAACCACAAUCGGCUCAAGAAAGUGCAGAGUCUGAGUCUGGGUCCAGCGAUGAGCACACUCCACUGUUCAACCUCGAGCUGGAGCCUGCUGACCCUGCACUGCCCCCUGCUGUGGAGUGUGCUGUGAGCGUCUGUGGUGGCAGUAGCUCUGGAGCGCCCUCUGAGUGCUCAUUUUUUAGUGACAUGCUCAUCAGCGCCUCUCAGAGGCAGGAGGAAGGAGAGACAGAUCAGGAGCAGCUUGACGUCUUCUCAUCUGACUCUAUGAGUGACCAGACAGAGACAGAAAGUAGAGCAGGGGUCAGCUUCUUCUUUAAUAAGGAGAAGGGUCUGUCAGAGGAGGAAAUGGCUCUAAAGAAAGCGUUGCUGCUAGAGCGACAGCAAAGACGAGCAGAUGAGAUUAAGAGACGGAGAGAAAGGCAGGAUCAGGAGAAUCAAGGACAUCUGUCUUCUACAGACAGUCUCCUCCCAUCUCUGAUCCCGCCCCUUUCACAGUCUUUGCCCAGUACAUCUGCCCCUCCCCUGCCACCCCAGACUUCAAACGCUCCUAGGACACCUCAAGCCACACCCCCUGGUACACCGCAAAGGCGCGGCGGGUUCACCAAGUCGGAGUAUGAGCGACGUCAUCAGUUAAAGAUAAUGGCCGACCUGGAGAAAGUCCUGAAGCAGAAACCGACACAACGCAGCCACAAGAAACAACACACACACUCACCACGCAAGGAGAAAAAAGGAGAACCGCAGAAACCUGUUCAGCCCAAUGGCCCCCUGCUUCCAGACAAACCCACCAGGUCUUCAGACUCCCCCUCUAAAUUAAUGUCCCCUGGUCGCCUGCCCAAUCAGGAAGGAGAGAAGGACUGGGAAAAUGGCUCUAAUGCUUCUUCUCCAGCAUCAAUAACAGAAUAUACUGGACCCAAACUGUUUAAAGAGCCAAGUUUCAAAUCAAACAAGUUCAUCAUCCACAAUGCUCUCUCACGCUGCUGCCUCGCAGGGAAGGUCAACGAGAGCCAGAAGAACAAAAUCGUUGAGGAAAUGGAGAAAAGCCCAGCUAACCAUUUCCUUAUCCUUCUCCGUGACUCCAACUGUCAGUUCCGAGCCAUCUACACCCUGGAUGGCCAGUCGGAGGAGAUGCAGAGACUGUGCGGCGUCGGCCCUCGUGCCAUCCCUUGCUCUUCAGUGAAGGCCAUUUACAAGUAUAACUCUGACAGAAAGCAGUUCAGCACGCUGCCCUCUCGCACUGUGAGCAUGAGUGUGGAUGCGUUUACAAUUCCGGGCCACUUGUGGCAAACCAAAAAACAAAGCACGCCCAAGAAAACAGCCACUCCCAAAUAAGGAGAUGGUGCUUCCAGAAACAACAGACGAUUCAUCGUGGGAUGUUCUUAAUGGGCCUGGAUUGUCUUAAUGGAUCUGAAUGUGUAGAGGAUAAUGAUGAACUAUGAACAAUAAUGAACAUAGAACUUUUUAUUAUCUAGCAUGUUUGGGUGAAUUGUUGCCUGAACACCAUAUAAACCAAGGGGGGCAACACCUGGUCCUCAAGAGUCACAGCCCUGCCUGUUUUCCUAGUACUUCUGCAGUACUUACUGCUGGAUCUCACUGUUUAAUCAGUCAGAAGGUCCACAUCACACCAAUCCUGUAUUCCCUCCACUGGAGUCGGUACAGUUCCGGAUUCAAUUUAAACUUUUGAUGUUUGUUUUUAAUGCAAUUAAUGGUCUGGCACCUUCCUACUUGUGUUAGACAGUGUGGUUCUGCUAACCAAAACCUGCUAGUGGUCGCUCGGUCAAGGUGCAAACAAUGGGGUGAUUGCUUCUUUGCAGUGUUCGGUCCUAAACUCUGGAACACCAUUUCACCUAAGUUACAUAACAUUACGGACCUCCCUUCGUUUAAAGCAAAACUAAAGACUCACUUAUUUAGAAUGGCUUAAAUUUUUUUUUUCAUUAUUUUUUGUAUUUUGUUUUA
Molecule: messenger RNA, 4845 nt
Organism: Clarias gariepinus (North African catfish)
Lineage: Eukaryota; Metazoa; Chordata; Actinopteri; Siluriformes; Clariidae
Product: calmodulin-regulated spectrin-associated protein 3
Exons: 20
Coding region: 199-4221 (1340 amino acids)
Biological process (GO): neuron projection development; cytoplasmic microtubule organization; negative regulation of microtubule depolymerization
Cellular component (GO): microtubule minus-end
Molecular function (GO): calmodulin binding; microtubule minus-end binding; spectrin binding
Source: RefSeq, a predicted model, not a curated record